CGCGCCACCGAUCGCCAGCCAUGCACAGCCUCGCCCUCGCCCCGCCUCCGGCCACGCCGUCCUUCUGACCCUGCCGCGUUGAGCUAGGCUCCGAGGACGCCACCCACCAUGGCGACGGGGAAGAAGACGAACCAGCUCCCUCCCCCGGCCAGCCGGCUGUGGGAGGCGGGCAUCCGCAAGCUUAAAUACUCUACCAUCCUUCGCGGCUCCGUCGUCCCCUCCUCCGCCGCCUUCGACGGAGCCGCCGGCGCCGCUGCCGCCAACUCAGCAGCCUGCGACCCCGCCACCCUGGGCGCGCUCUCCGUCAGCUCCUCCACCAAGUCGAACACCAUCUACCAGUACAACGAUGACGACGGCGACGACACUGACUCUGUGCUCGACGACAACGACACCGACGAUGACGAGGAGGAGGUGGCGCUCGGCGAGCCCAGCCACGCCGAGCAGCUGCUGCCCAGCGGCGACUUCUACCAGGGCGACCUGCGCGGGGAGCUCCCGCACGGCGCCGGCAAGUACCUGUGGACGGACGGCAGCAUGUACGAGGGCUCGUGGCGCCGCGGCCGCGCGUCCGGGCGCGGUAAGUUCUCCUGGCCGUCCGGCGCCAUCUACGAGGGCGACCUCGACGGCGGGUACAUGCACGGACAAGGGACCUACAUCGGCGAGCUCGGGGACACGUUCGCCGGCCUGUGGGCGAACAACCUCCGGCACGGCCGCGGCACGCAGGCGUAUGACAACGGCGACGUGUACGACGGCCACUGGCGCGACGGCCUGCAGGACGGACACGGCCGGUACAUCUGGCGCGGCGGCCACGAGUACAUUGGCACGUGGAAGGCCGGCGAGAUGCACGGCCGCGGGACGGUGAUAUGGGCGGACGGCGACCGGUACGACGGCGCGUGGGAGGACGCCAAGCCCAAGGGGCAGGGCACGUUCCGGUGGUCCGACGGUGGAAUGUACAUUGGCCUGUGGUGUCAGGAGUGCGGCGAGACGCAGGCCAGGGGUGUGUACUACCCGCCGUCCGGUGGCCCGGCGGUGCCGGUGCCCCGGGAACCCAAGGAGGAGAUCACGAAGCUGCUCGAGGAGCUUGAGAUGUGCGAGGGGAAGACGGCGUCGCUGCUGCCGUCGCAGAAGGUAGUGACAUGGCCAGGGGUGGAUCCCGUGAUGAAGAAGCCGGUGUGGAGGCCGCCGGAGGUUGGCGCCGACCAAGGGAGGAGGUCGAGCGUGAACAGGAGGAGCAGCGUGUCGUCCGACCUGGACUGCCUGAGUCUGGCUGAGGUGGAGGAAGGCGAGGAGGGUCGCAGCGACAGGUCAUGGCUGCGGACGCCGUCGUGUAUGCGUGCGCCGGUGCCGCCGAGGCCGGGGAAGAAGCAGGGGGAGACGAUCUCCAAGGGCCACAAGAACUACGAACUGAUGCUCAACUUGCAGCUGGGUAUCAGGCAUGCAGUAGGAAGGAAUUCAGCACCUACUUCGUUGGAUCUUAAAGCAUCAGCAUUUGAUCCCAAAGAGAAGGUGUGGACAAGAUUUCCUCCUGAAGGAUCAAAGAAUACUCCUCCUCACCAGUCAUGUGAUUUCCGGUGGAAGGACUACUGUCCAUUAGUUUUCAGGACUUUGCGUAAGCUCUUUGACGUCGAUCCAGCAGAUUACAUGAUCUCCAUCUGCGGGGAUGAUGCACUGCUGGAGCUUUCAUCUCCUGGUAAAAGUGGAAGUUUCUUUUAUUUCACCAAUGAUGACAAGUACAUGAUUAAAACAAUGAAGAAAUCAGAAGUUAAAGUAAGCUCCAUCCUUCCUUGUCAAGCUAGUUUAGAAAAGAUUCAGCAUUUCCUGGAAUUUAUACUUUUUUUUUGUUAUGAUCAGGUGCUUCUGAGGAUGCUUCCAGCCUAUUAUAAGCAUGUCCGUUCUUUUGAUAAUACUCUAGUAACUAAAUUUUUUGGUCUGCAUUGCGUUAAAAUUACAGGAGCUAUUCAGAAAAAGGUUCGGUUUGUUAUAAUGGGGAAUCUUUUCUGCUCCAACUAUGCGAUCCACAGACGCUUCGAUUUGAAAGGAUCCUCACAUGGUCGCACGACGGACAAACCCAUUGAUCAAAUCGAUGAAACCACCACUCUGAAGGACCUUGAUCUCAAUUUCAUUUUCCGGUUAGAGGGAGCAUGGUUCCAGGACUUCUGCAGGCAAGUGGACAAAGAUUGUGAGCUUCUGGAGCAAGAGAGAAUCAUGGAUUACAGUCUUCUGGUUGGCAUUCACUUCAAAGACCAAUGCAAAGACAGCAGUGCUGACAACGAGACACCUCAAACUGCUCCUGAAGAUGAGGAUAAAAGAAAAGCUCCAGUCAAGCUAGGGAUCAGCAUGCCCUCAAGGGUGGAGAGCGUUGUGAAGAACCCUGAUAGUGAAUCCCUGUUUAUUGGAGAUCCUACAGGAGAAUUUCGGGAGGUUAUCCUGUUCUUUGGAAUCAUUGACAUUUUACAAGAUUACGAUAUCAGCAAGAAGCUUGAGCAUGCCUACAAAUCUAUGCAAUAUGAUCCUAACUCCAUAUCGGCUGUUGACCCCAAGCAGUACUGCAAAAGGUUCAGAGACUUCAUUUACAGGGCUUUUACUGAAGAUGUACAGUAAAUACUGCAUUUUGACAAAAUGGAACACUCUUUACCGAAGAGAGCAUAACAAUCAGCUGAUGGAUGCUUUUUGGGCUAUUUCCAGGACUUCUUUGUAGGUAAGACCAUUCAUUCAUUCUAUUGUAGAUGGUAAUGCGUAAUUAGUGUGACAAUUUGCCCCUCUGAUGGGUGUACAGAUUUUGUAAAUUUUUUUCCAAAUAUUCUCAAGAGUAAUUAGAUGUAGUGUAAUUGUACUCAUGUUAAUUGGCAUGAAAAGGAUGUAGGAUAGAAAUUGCUGAUCAUGUAACAAUUCUUUCAGUUUUACUUAUUUCCUCAGCAAAAUGGUUGUUAUGCGAGCAAUGCUUAAUCAAUUUAACCUAGUAACCUGUAUUGCUUUCUUUUAUAAAAGAAAUGGCUUCCAAAA
Molecule: messenger RNA, 3000 nt
Organism: Oryza brachyantha (malo sina)
Lineage: Eukaryota; Viridiplantae; Streptophyta; Magnoliopsida; Poales; Poaceae
Product: phosphatidylinositol 4-phosphate 5-kinase 6-like
Exons: 7
Coding region: 109-2598 (829 amino acids)
Biological process (GO): phosphatidylinositol metabolic process
Molecular function (GO): 1-phosphatidylinositol-4-phosphate 5-kinase activity; ATP binding
Source: RefSeq, a predicted model, not a curated record